Messenger RNA from Amaranthus tricolor (Joseph's coat), 819 nucleotides. RefSeq lists its product as uncharacterized. The coding region runs from base 1 to 819 and encodes 272 amino acids. The transcript has a single exon. Lineage: Eukaryota; Viridiplantae; Streptophyta; Magnoliopsida; Caryophyllales; Amaranthaceae. The record is from RefSeq and is a predicted model, not a curated record. Gene Ontology annotation, molecular function: nucleic acid binding; zinc ion binding.
AUGAGUCGUUCCCAUGAUGAUGAUGAAGGGAAAUUUUAUAAGAGAUUGUCUGGUCAUCAACCUCCAAAGUAUGAUGGAGAACAGGAUCCAGUUCGCUUUGAGGAUUGGAUUGCAGAAAUGGAGAAACUAUUGGAGGCCAUAAACUGCCCGUCAAGGAUGAAAGUGAAAUUAGCCGCAUUCUACUUAACAGACACUGCUGAAUUAUGGUGGAGGACUGUAAAACAAACCGCCAUAGAUUCUACUUGGGAACAAUUUAUAAAGAAGCUUCGUGAUCAAUUUUACCCACCCUCGCUUCAGAGAAAGAAAGAGAAUGAAUUCUUGUUUCUGAGGCAAGGAACUAUGUCAGUGAUCGAAUACGCAAGUAAGUUUAGAGAGCUGGCUAGAUUCGCUACCGAAAUAGUGAUCUCUGAUCGGGGCAAGGCGAUUAGAUUUUUCGAAGGUCUGAACCUCAGGAUCCAAAACGGCACUCCUAGAUACCAAGAUUUUGAUGAUUUGUACAAUCAAGCCUUGGAGUACGAGCGUAUUUUGGAAAAAGAAGACGGGUUUAAUAAACGAAAGAAUGAAUCCAAUAGUAGCGGUGGAUACAAGAAGGCAAGGAAUGAGGGGAAGAAGUCGUUUCAGACCGUAGUUAGGCCGACACAGUGGAAAUGUAAGUUAUGUGGAAAAGAUCAUCGAGGCCGAAACUGUAAUGGGAAGAUUGUAUGUUACAAGUGUCACAAGGAGGGACAUCUGGCUAAUAACUGUGGGGAAAUGUUCAAUCAGAGCAAAUCAACAUCGAAAGCUGCAGGAGAACAGAGCAUUUCGCACUCAGAGGAAUGA